AUGGGGAACCAGGAAAUGGCAGAAGUGUUCAAUAAAUACACUACACCAGUCUUCACAGUAGAAGCCGCUUGUAGCUUUUCAAAAUUGUUUAAAAGCGAAAAGGCAAGGCUUCACUCAGUCAGCGCACUUGCUGCAAAAUCAGCGAGUUCACAGUGGGGAGAAGCCGUUCACUGCUCUGUUUGUGAGAAGGGCUUUACUGAUUUGUCCAACCUGCUGAGACACAAGCAGGUUCAUACUAAUGAGAGACCUUUUAAAUGUGCAAACACUGGGAAGUGCUGUAAAAGUUCCAGGGAACUGACACGCCAUCAAAGUGCUCAUACAGAUGAGAGACCAUUCAAGUGCUCUCACUGUGAGACUGGGUUUAAGCAUUCAUCUGAACUCGCUCUACAUCAAUGCACUCACACUGGAGAGAAGCCAUUCAUCUGCUCUGUGUGUCAGAAGAAGUUCACACAAUUAUCUCAUCUUCAGUCACACCAGCGAGUUUACACUGGGGAGAUACCAUAUGCCUGCUCCAAGUGUGAGAAGAAAUUUGCUCAUUCAUCCCAUCUGGUGAGACACCAGCGAUGUCACAAGUAG
Messenger RNA from Rhincodon typus (whale shark), 576 nucleotides. Its product is annotated as gastrula zinc finger protein XlCGF71.1-like. Gene Ontology annotation, cellular component: nucleus. The record is from RefSeq and is a predicted model, not a curated record. Gene Ontology annotation, biological process: regulation of transcription by RNA polymerase II. The coding region runs from base 1 to 576 and encodes 191 amino acids. The transcript has 2 exons. NCBI's taxonomy places the organism in Eukaryota, Metazoa, Chordata, Chondrichthyes, Orectolobiformes, Rhincodontidae. Gene Ontology annotation, molecular function: DNA-binding transcription factor activity, RNA polymerase II-specific; RNA polymerase II cis-regulatory region sequence-specific DNA binding.